CCACUGUACUGCAGCACCACCUGGUGGCUGUGGAAUGGAACAUACAGAAAGGCAAAAGAAAAAACCUAAGUGUAAAGGGGACAAUCUUAAUCCCACAAAGAAUCCAGAAGCUGAUUCUUGCUAAAGUGACGGGUCAAAAGCCUUUUGUACAGAAAUCCCUAGGUCAGAAUUAGCCCCUUUCAGAAAACUCACAAAAUGUGGCUGAAGUCUUGUUCAUCUUAAUUUUCCAAUUGCAGGUUUGUUAUCUUCACCAGCUCCCUUCACCUGUUUCUCAUAUACAGACAAUAACAGAAUUUGGAAUGCCCUUUUAUUCCUUUUUUAUUUCCCACUGAAGGUAGAAUCAUUCAUGGCAGGUGCGAUUCAACUCCUCCCAAGACCACAUGCUUUGAAGUUUGUGAGGGCCUCUAAAUUGCCUUAUAGGAUCCAGAGGCAAAGCAGUGGUGCCGUUUCUCCCGGAGAUUUCUCAGACUUGGAAGCCCUGUAUAGAGAAGCACCAGAGUAUUUUAAUUUUGCAAGAGAUGUGCUGGAUAACUGGAGCCAGAAAGAAAAGGAUGGAAGGAGGCCCUCCAGCCCUGCUCUCUGGUGGGUAGGUGACCAAGGCGAGGAGGUGCAGUGGGGCUUUGAGGAGCUGGGAUUCUUAUCCAGGAAAGCGGCUGAAGUGCUCUCGCAGGCUUGCGGUCUCCGCAAAGGGGACAGAGUCAUCGUGAUUCUCCCGAGGGUCCCCGAGUGGUGGCUGAUCACCGUGGGCUGCAUCCGAGCAGGCAUUGUCUUUAUUCCAGCCACUGUCCUACUGACUGCAGAAGACAUCCAGUACAGACUCCAAAUCUCUAAGGCCAAAUGCAUCAUUACAAAUGAUGUUGUCGUGCCCUUAGUAGAUUCUGUCGCAUCGGAGUGUCCUUUACUGGAAAGACGGAUGCUGGUCUCCAAAGGAGGCAGCAGAGAAGGAUGGCUGAACUUCCAUGCCCUGCUUGAGGCUGCCUCAGAUGAGCACCAACCUGUGCAGACCAAGAGUCAAGAUCCCAUGACCAUCUAUUUCUCAAGUGGGACCACAGGAUACCCCAAAAUGGUGGAACACUCCUGCAGCAGUUUGGGCAUUGGACUUAUAGCUUCUGCGAGGUACUGGAUGAAACUGACUCCCUCCGAUACGAUGUGGGGUCUGACUGAUACGGGCUGGGUAAAAUUCGCCUACAGCAGUCUUUUUAGCCCGUGGAUGGUUGGUGCCACCAUCUUCUCCCAUGGCAUGCUCCAGUUUAAGCCAACAGUUGUCCUAAAUUCUCUUGCCAAAUAUCCAGUGACAACCUUCUGUGGCACUCCAACAAUCUUUCGCAUGCUUCUGCAGCAUGAUGUGAGCAGAUACAAUUUCAAGAGUCUGACGGCAUGUCUGAGUGGUGGAGAGCCCAUUAACCCUGAAGUUAUAAGGCAGUGGAAAGCUCAGACAGGAGUGGACAUCUAUGAAGGCUACGGGCAGACAGAGACAACCUUGGUGUGUUUCAGAUCAAAAGAGAUGAAGUUCAAGCCUGGGUAUAUAGGCAAGCCAUGCCCUCCCUUUCAAAUUCAGAUAAUAGAUGAAGAUUGCAAUCAACUCCCUCCUGGGAAAGAAGGAGACAUUGCCAUUAGAAUCAAACCUAAAAGACCCUUGGGUCUCUUUUCUGGCUACGUGGAUGAUCCUGAGAAAACAGCCUCGACAGAACGUGGGGACUUCUACAUUACCGGGGACAGAGGGAUCAUGGAUAAAGAUGGAUACAUCCAGUUUGUCUCAAGAGCGGAUGACAUCAUCCUGUCCGCUGGGUAUCGCAUCGGUCCGUAUGAAGUAGAGCACGCCUUGUCGGGGCACCCAGCUGUCGCAGAAUCGGCCGUGGUCAGCAGCCCAGACCCCGUCAGAGGAGAGGUUGUGAAAGCUUUCAUCAUCCUGUCUCCUGCCUACCAGUCCCAUGACAAAGAGCAAUUAACCCUUGAGCUGCAGAAGUAUGUCAAGGAAGUGACUGCCCCGUACAAGUACCCCAGAAAGAUAGAGUUUGUUCAAAAUCUGCCCAAGACAAUUUCCGGGAAAGUCCAAAGGAAGGUGCUGAGAAAGAAAGAGUGGGAGAAGGUCUAA
Varanus komodoensis (Komodo dragon) is the source of this 2095-nucleotide messenger RNA. RefSeq names its product acyl-coenzyme A synthetase ACSM3, mitochondrial-like. NCBI's taxonomy places the organism in Eukaryota, Metazoa, Chordata, Lepidosauria, Squamata, Varanidae. The record is from RefSeq and is a predicted model, not a curated record. Gene Ontology annotation, biological process: fatty acid biosynthetic process; acyl-CoA metabolic process. Bases 347 to 2095 code for a protein of 582 amino acids. The transcript has 13 exons. Gene Ontology annotation, cellular component: mitochondrial matrix. Gene Ontology annotation, molecular function: fatty acid ligase activity; fatty-acyl-CoA synthase activity.